GCCCACAAAUUUCAGUCGGUACUCAACCUUUCUCAAAAGUAAAUCACACUAACGUGCGGAGAAGUGCGCGAGGUUGGAAAAAAUUGUGGUUAGUUCUGUUUGGCAGAUUGUCGAUUAAUAUAGAUAUUGAACUGACAAUUAGGUCUAAAAACAAUCAUGAACGGAUUACUAAAAGUAUCAACUAUUUUAGCGAAAAAUUUCCCAACCACGACACUGAAUAAAUUAGGUUUACCUCUAAUUGCAAGCCGUCAAUUACACUAUGGACCGGACACGAAAUACGCAAAGUCUUCGGAUGGUGUUGCGAAGAACUAUCCAUUGAUUGACCAUACUUACGAUGCGGUUGUCGUUGGCGCCGGUGGAGCAGGUCUUCGGGCAGCUUACGGCCUCGUCGCGGAGGGUUUUAAAACCGCUGUCAUCACAAAAUUAUUCCCAACGAGGUCACACACAGUGGCCGCUCAGGGUGGAAUUAAUGCCGCUCUCGGCAAUAUGGAGGAGGACAAUUGGCAGUGGCACAUGUACGACACUGUUAAAGGAUCCGAUUGGCUCGGCGAUCAGGAUGCCAUUCAUUACAUGACCCGCGAAGCGCCCAAGGCCGUCAUUGAACUCGAAAAUUGUGGCAUGCCCUUCAGCAGAACAACCGAUGGAAAAAUUUACCAAAGAGCUUUCGGUGGACAAUCGUUGAAAUUCGGAAAAGGAGGACAAGCUCAUAGAUGUUGUUGCGUUGCCGAUAGAACGGGACAUUCUCUACUUCAUACGCUUUAUGGACAAUCAUUGAGCUACGAUUGUAAUUAUUUUGUUGAAUAUUUUGCACUGGAUUUGCUCAUGGAAGAUGGAGAAUGUCGUGGUGUUAUUGCACUUUGCUUAGAAGAUGGUUCACUUCAUCGAUUCCACGCGAAGAAUACAGUGUUGGCAACUGGCGGUUAUGGUAGGGCCUACUUCUCUUGUACUUCCGCUCAUACUUGCACUGGCGAUGGCACGGCAAUGGUGUCCAGGGCGAAUUUACCCAAUCAGGACCUUGAAUUUGUUCAAUUUCAUCCCACAGGAAUUUAUGGAGCUGGUUGCCUUAUCACAGAGGGAAGCCGAGGAGAAGGCGGAUAUUUAAUAAAUAGCGAAGGAGAAAGAUUUAUGGAAAGAUAUGCACCAGUUGCCAAAGAUCUUGCAUCUCGAGACGUUGUUUCCAGAUCAAUGACAAUUGAAAUCCGAGAAGGAAGAGGUGUUGGUCCUGAAAAAGAUCACAUUUAUCUGCAACUUCAUCAUCUGCCACCAGAACAAUUGCACGCAAGAUUACCUGGUAUUUCUGAGACAGCAAUGAUUUUCGCCGGUGUGGACGUAACACGUGAACCGAUUCCAGUUUUGCCAACUGUUCAUUAUAAUAUGGGCGGUGUUCCAACAAAUUAUAAAGGACAAGUUCUUACGAAUCAAAAUAAUCAAGACAAAGUAGUUCCUGGACUUUAUGCUUGCGGUGAAUCUGCGUGUGCUUCCGUUCAUGGAGCCAAUCGUCUUGGUGCAAAUUCACUUUUGGAUCUUGUUGUAUUUGGGCGAGCGUGUGCAAAAACAAUUUCUCGUGAAAAUAAACCUGGCGAAAAAAUUGGAAGACUGAGUCCGAACGCGGGAGAAGCUUCUGUCGCCAAUUUAGACGCAAUAAGAAACGCGAAUGGAUCUAUUACAACAGCAGAAUUAAGAUUAAAUAUGCAGAAAACCAUGCAAACACACGCUGCUGUUUUCCGAGAAGAGCAAACACUUCAAGAAGGUUGCAAAAAGAUGAGUGAUUUAUAUAAGAAAAUGGACCAAGUAAAAGUUGCCGAUCGAUCUCUUAUUUGGAAUUCCGAUUUAAUUGAAACAUUGGAGCUUCAAAAUCUCAUGAUAAACGCAGUGCAGACAAUAACGGCAGCUGAAAAUCGAAAGGAAAGUCGUGGAGCUCAUGCAAGGGAGGAUUUCAAACAAAGAAUUGAUGAGUACGAUUAUUCAAAACCUUUGGAAAAUCAACAACCUAAAGGCGUUGAUCAGCACUGGAGAAAACAUACUCUUACACACGUUGAUAUUAGAACCGGUCAAGUGACAAUCGAUUAUAGACCAGUAAUUGAUGAAACGCUUGACUCACAAGAAUGUAAAACAGUACCACCAGCAAUUCGUUCAUAUUAGAAAACUUUGAGGAAUUAUGCAUUAAAAGAAGCAAAAAAAAAAGAAAAGAAAACAAAAUGUUAGUUUAAAAUUUUUCUUACCAGAUUAUCUGGUUAAAUGAUGUGAAUUGUACGUGCGUCGAAUAUCAACUGCAAUGUGAGUCUCGGUUUGAGAACUCCAAUGCGACCCAAUUAUUGCUAACCACACCAAUCAUUUUUCACUAACAAGCAAUGAUCUAAUUUAUUCUCUCGAUUGUAUUUCGUUGUGCACCAAAGUGUAAUUCUUGUCAGUACUUGAAUACGUUUUACGUGAUCAAGCUCAACUUUUUUCUAGGAUGCUGGUGCUGAAUUUCAUUUCAAAAUGAUUGAAAACAAAAAAAUAAAUUGAUUCUUUAAAAAAUGGAAGAAUAAAAGAGCCCAGUCGUUCUCCGAAAUAUUAUGAAGGCUGUAUAAUAUAAGAAUUAAGGAAUUAUACAUAAAAAAAUAAUGUCGAUCUUACUUUACACGCCUUUUAAGGAGAUAUUUAUAUUCCUUUAUAUAUUUUCCAGAUUUUGUUUUGAAAACUUUUAUCGAAUUUUUUAGAAAUUGUU
Molecule: messenger RNA, 2710 nt
Organism: Leptopilina heterotoma
Lineage: Eukaryota; Metazoa; Arthropoda; Insecta; Hymenoptera; Figitidae
Gene: SdhA
Product: succinate dehydrogenase [ubiquinone] flavoprotein subunit, mitochondrial-like
Exons: 9
Coding region: 157-2142 (661 amino acids)
Biological process (GO): tricarboxylic acid cycle; mitochondrial electron transport, succinate to ubiquinone
Molecular function (GO): succinate dehydrogenase (quinone) activity; flavin adenine dinucleotide binding; electron transfer activity
Source: RefSeq, a predicted model, not a curated record